AUGGAUCUCAAGUUGUUGUAUUGUAACGGUGGCCAAAUGGACGGUCCUCAAGGCAUGACAAGCCCAGCUUACGCUGAAAGCGUUAUUGGGCUAAGUACUACUCACGAUCUAGUCGUUCUGGUCGAAUGUAACUCCGGACCUAACAAGAACCAGGUUGAUCGUUUGCUUCAAGCAAGAAGGAACGUCCUUUAUGUUCCUAGUAGGACCAACUAUGGCCAGUUGAUUGUUUUUCGCAAUGACUGGACAGUCUCUCAUAUUUGUAGUGAUUCUAACAACAGAUGUCCUGUAGCGGAUCAUUACGGUGUACCUGCUGUAUUGGCGUUACUCUAUGGUCGUUAUGUCUUGUACAGAAUCCAGACUGCUGAAGGAAAUGAAUUUUAUUGUUUGUCCGUUCAUUUGAGAAGAAAGGGAUGUCUCAAUCAAGAAGACAACAACAGAAUUGCUAGAGUUGUGAACAUGUUUACCAGUAACAAUGUUGACUUGAUUGUUGUUGGAGAUUUCAACAAGGGAAGAUAUGAAGGUCGUGUUAAAUUCAAAAGAGAAACCUCAGUUUCCAGAAUCCAAAACAAUGUUUUCAAGUUCCACAACAAUCCUUUGCAAACCACCUCAUCAAGUAAGAAGAUUUAUGCUAUUGAUCAUGUUGGAACUGGAUUCCAAGCUGGCAAGAACUUCCAAUUUUUGAGUUGCGAAACCGGUAAAAUGUGCAUUCCACAAACCAAUCAUUUGCCAAUUACCUUGACAUUCAAAGAAAAGAGACAAGCUCGCAAAGUUGAACCUGUGAAGUGCACUCGUGUGCAACCUCACGCCAGUUUCUCUAAUGUUCAGUCACAUGGUUAUAAGAUCAUGCCACAGCCUUCAGUUGUUCAACCUUCAGUUGUCAAACCAUCUGCAUCAGUUGUAAACCCAUCGUGUAACACUAUUCAGACUAAUGCUGCACUCACCGAUGAAGAAUUGCGCAAAUUUUACGAUGCCAAUCGUUAUCACUUCAGCAGUCAUGCAGAAUUUUGCAGAAGAUAUGGCAAUAUUGACAGCUCCAACUUUUCCAAAUGGAGAAGAGGAUUGAAAAGCAGUCCAGCAAGCAGAAAUGCUGUUCUUCAAUUCAAAGCUGAUAUUGGUAGAGCGUCCAUCGUGUAUACCAAUCUUGUUGUUUGA
This is a messenger RNA of Naegleria lovaniensis, 1152 nucleotides long. RefSeq lists its product as uncharacterized. NCBI's taxonomy places the organism in Eukaryota, Heterolobosea, Eutetramitea, Acrasida, Naegleriidae. The coding region runs from base 1 to 1152 and encodes 383 amino acids. The record is from RefSeq and is a predicted model, not a curated record. The transcript has a single exon.